This is a messenger RNA of Meloidogyne enterolobii, 1057 nucleotides long. NCBI's taxonomy places the organism in Eukaryota, Metazoa, Nematoda, Chromadorea, Rhabditida, Meloidogynidae. The record is from the annotation of a GenBank genome assembly.
UUUCAAUUUUAUUAUCAGCCAUGUCACAACAAAAACUACAAGCUUUUGAAGAUUUUAUAAAAAUUUGUAAAAAUGAUGACAAUUUACACAAACAUUUUUUGCAAUUUAUGAUGCAACGUAGAUGUACCCCGAAUCGGCGAAACUUUUUUGGAAUUUUGCAAUAAUGAUGACGCUACCGAAGAAAAAACAAGAAAUUUGGACAAAUUGGACCCCGACCAAAACAGACAGGCAAUGAAAGCCCUUCGAAAGGCCAUAGAUCCAAUGCUUCAUCGCGUAGGAAUGUAUAUUGUCCACAUUGCUGACGAAUAUUCUCGAAAUAUGGAAUAUUGGGUUUUGGCCUCUGAUUUAAACUUUGCUCCAAGUCUUUUACAAGCCAGUUCCCUUCAAAAAGAUGAACUUUCAAUGUUCCAUUUUUGGUUAAAAUUAAUGUUUCUUGAAUACAAAAAUGAAGAAGAAGAUGAGGAAGACUCUGCUGUUGAAGAUGUUUCUCAACGUGAAGAACCCAGGAAAGGAACAGGCGGGGAAUUGAGCCAAAACAAAGUUUUUCUAUUUGCAAAAAAGAAAGGGUGGACUGCUGUUAGAACUCAAAAACUGAUAGAUAAAUUGUGGAAACAACAACGAUGGAUUAGAGUAAUGAAAGGAGAUGUACAUAAUCUAAGUCGAAAUAAGCGAAGAUCUAACAAAGUUGGAGAUGAUCAAUCAAUUAUUCGACUCCAUCCAUGUGCAAUGGUAGAGAUGGAACCACUACUUUUCCAGCUUAACGUCCCAAAAUGUGUUCUAUGCAAACGGCCUAUUGUUGUCAGUAGAUUGUCUUAUACUUGUGAAGGUUGUGGGUCUUGUUAUCAUGCUAAUUGUAUGCUGAGAGAAAUGGAGUUCCCAGCCAAAUGUUCCGGACAAAACUGCGGACAAGAACUCGAUGAAGAAAUUAUUGACGAAUUCGAAUUUGAUGUAGACCAUGAAUAUAUACCUCCUAGACGAAGUCAAACUGGAAUGAGUACAAGUCGACGUAGUGUCGCAGACAGUCAUCGUCAACCUUUUCCUUCGUUGAGAGAUUAAU